GCGCCCGCCGUUAUUUUCAGGGGAGUAGCUUAUUGCUGAGCAACGGAGGAAGAGAAGGCCAGCGCACCCAGGGCUGGGCUCUGCUCGCACCUUCAACAGCGACACAGCUAAAAAGAAAAGGGAUGGCCUAGCUUCGUUGUACUGCCAGUGGUCUAUCAGCUGUGGUCUAUCACCUGGACCUGAGAUUCUGUUUGCCUUUGUCCCAGGAGGUGUGUACAAGAAGCAGCAGCAGGGUGCAGAGAUGAGCGUGACCUCCUGGUUCCUGGUGAACAGCGGGGGAACUCGUCAUCGACUCCCCCGGGAAAUGAUCUUCGUAGGCAGGGAUGACUGUGAGCUCAUGCUGCAGUCUCGGAGCGUCGACAAGCAGCACGCAGUCAUCAACUAUGAAUUGGGGACUGAUGAGCAUAAGGUGAAGGACCUGGGAAGCCUGAACGGGACCUUUGUAAAUGAUGUCCGCAUUCAGGAGCAGAUGUACAUCACACUGAAGUUGGAGGACAAGCUGAGGUUUGGAUAUGAUACCAACCUUUUCACGGUGGUGAGAGGAGAGCUCACUGUGCCUGAAGAGGCUUUAAAGCAUGAAAAGUUCACCAGUGGCCUCCAGCUCAGCAAGAAGCCUUCCAACGGGGAAACCACUGCCAAAGCAACCAUGAGCAAUUCUCCUUCUAAGACCCCAACAAAAACGCCAAAGUCACCCAGCACCGCCACUCUGAAGUCUGUGGAGCGCAGAGUAACCGAUGGGGUCACUUCCUCCAGAGAUCAGUCAGCUAAACCUGUGGACUCUCACAAAGCAGACGAGAGGAUAGGAGGGGACAUCACAGCUCUGCCUCGAGGGACUCCACUGUAUGGCCAGCCCUCAUGGUGGGGGGAUGGAGAUGCAGAUGACGAGAAUUCCUUCAAACAGGAAACCAAGUCCUCCUCAUCCAAAAAACACGAGGGCUCCAUUUCUGAGAGUAAAGAGGCCCGCCGAGGAGAGAAAGCUAAAGAGGAGAGCCUUCAUGCAUCCCCUGCUCUCGAUUCCAGUUACUUUGAGAUUCCCACAAAGGAAGGUCACAUGGCCAGUAAUGGCAUUCAUGAAAUUCCCACCAAGGACACCGAGGAUUCGCCCACUCAAAACCACACCGCUGCAGCUCAAGGGCACGCCUCCUUCACCAUAGAGUUUGACAACACCUCUCCAGGGAAGGUUACCAUUAAAGACCAUGUGUCAAAGUACACACCGGACCACCACAGAUCCCGCACCAAAAAGGGCACAGCGGGAAGCAAGGACCUCACCACGCUGCAGGCCGCCAUGAUGGCAUCCGAGAGCAAGGUAGCUGAUUGGCUGGCUCAUAAUGACCCCACUUUGGUGCGCAGCGAGUCAACAGAGGAUGACAGCAAGACCAUCAAGAGCGACAUCCCGGUCCACCUAAAACGGCUCAAAGUAGGGAGCAAACAUGAAGAUGGCACCCAAAGUGACUCUGAGAACGGACUGGGUCUGCGUUUCGCCAACCAUAGACACGCCCUCGAGGAACGCCUGAAAACAGCACACAACCACUUGGGCGGAGGAGCAGCAGGGACGACUACAACCGUCAGUGGGACCAGAACAACUGGCAGCCGAACGGCCUUCAUGAUCGAGUUCUACGACGAGGAAAACCCUCGCAAGCGCCGGUCUUACUCAUUUUCCCAAACUGCUCCCCUACUGGGGGGUGGAGUAGGUGGAGAAGGACUGUGUCCUCAGCCUCCCUCUCACCCUAAGGUGUUUAGUAUUUCAACUUCUGCCGCCUCAGCUGCAGAUUCAGGUAAAGCUCCAGCUCCAAUACCAGCUACAAUUACUGUGGGCGCUCCAACUGCUGCCCGCGUGCUCCUCAAGCAGAGGUCAGAGGACCAGAGUAUUGGUCGGAGCUCAGCUAGCACUGGGUUGGCGACGGGCAGCCCCACCACUCCCAGCGAGGACACAUCAGUUCUCGGCAGAGGACCAGGAGCUGCUGGGGGGGAGGCGGACGACGACCACAGCGAUAAGGGGACCUAUACUAUCGAGCUGGAGAACAAAAACCCAGAAGAAGAGGAGGCCAGGCGCAUGAUAGACAAGGUGUUCGGGGUGCAGGAGAAUACAAGCACCUUGGUUUUGUCUGACCUAAAAGGAAAAGGAAAGGACUCUGGAGAGACUGGGAAAGAGGCUGUUUUUGGCGACUCUAGCUGGGUCUCUCAGUGGGCCAGUUUAGCUUCUAAUCAAGCAAGGACCGACCCAGAAGGUUCUGGAGCAGAAGCAGUGACAUUCCUGCACAAAGAAAGAGGAUCUGAUGCCUUUGAGUCUGCUGCUCCUCCCCUGGGCAAAGGUGAAUCCACUUCCAGUCUGACUGACCGUAAACGCAGGACCCUCCCCCAGCUCCCAGUGGAUGACCCCCGGGCUAAGUCUAGUCCCAAAGCUCUGAGGUCCGAGAUAGGGGAGAAACAGGACACCGAGCCCCAGGAAAAAGAGAACAAGGGAGACGGGGAGUCCCCACCUCCCAUGGAGGGCGGCGAAAUGCCCAACAAACGGAAACAAAGCUCAACCACCUCCUCUCCGUCUAAGGCUCCUGUCCGGACCACUGAAAGGAGGAAGAGGUCAGAAGAGAGGAAUGGAGGAGAAGCUGAUGGAGAGAAAUCUGGGAAGCCUCUUGUCCGUCAGGGUAGCUUUACCAUCGAGAAGCCCAGUUCAAGUGUCCCUACAGAGCUCAUCCCUCGUAUCGACAGAGGCAAUAAUGGGCGUGAGCGCAGCGACUCAGUGGGUAGUAUGGAUACAGCUACUCUGCUUAAGGACACGGAGGCUGUCAUGGCAUUUCUAGAGGCUAAGCUCCGAGAUGAGAACAAACUAGACCAGAAAAGUGCUAAAACUCCUCUAGGUACGGGCCCUUGCCCCCCAGUCCGGACUGAGUCUAUAUCUCCCGAAUCAGAUGUGGACACAGCCAGCACAGCUAGUCAUGCUGCUGCAGAAGCAGGGGGAAAGACUGCAGCUGGCAGCAUACAAAAGCGAAGGUCUCUUAGCAGCAUGCACCGAGAAAAGAGCAAUAUGAGCACAGCUUCUAAGACAACCUCCGGAAACGCCAGUGCUCGUGAACGCUUGGAGAGGAAGGCUAAAGGUAGAACGGCUGAAGCAACGACCCGGACUGAUGCACGUCGCUCCACUCAGCCCUCCUCAGCCUCCUCCAAAGUGCGCCAGCCUUCUCUGGAUCUCACCGACGAUGACCAGACCUCUUCCUUUCCCAUCUCUGACAUUCUUUCUUCAGACCAGGAGACCUAUUCUGGGCCUUUGGGGAACUCAGCACAUAGACAAGGCUCAGAAGAUAUUCUCCAUUCCAAACUUGAUAGCAGAUCUUCCAAAACGCCCACGAGUGGUGCCUCCAAAACCAGCCGAAAUCUGCAGGCAGCAACAGCCUCCUCACUCAGUAAGCAGACCUCUCUUCCUCAACCACGGCCCACCAGAGCCUCGCUUCUCCGCCGCGCCCGACUGGGGGAUACAUCUGACACAGAUCUGGCUGAUGCAGACCGGGUUUCUGUAGCCUCCGAGGUGUCCACGACAAGCUCCACCUCUAAGCCACCAACCGGUCGGAAGGGGAUGUCACGGCUGGACAUGCUGGCUCAGCCACGGAGGACCCGUCUGGGCUCCAUCUCGGCACGCAGCGACUCGGAGUGCACAGUAAGCCGGUCCUCCACUUCUUCAACCCGACUGUCCGCGGAGACUGCUCUUCGUCUCGGCUUGCGCUCUUCAACACCCACAGAGAAUCGACUGACGUCAAGGAUGAGAGCCAACAGUGUGUCAAAACUCAACGAGCCCAAAGCCAAAACCACUACAUCUGGAUACUGUUCUCCCACAGAAUGUUCCCAGCUGGAACCUGCAGAUGGUGACGCAGAGGAAGAGCUUAUGGUGUCCAGCAGCAGCAGGUGGAGGCGUCUGCCGCCGGAGUACGGCUCCACCUCUGAGGAAGAGUUCGGCUCCAGCCGGAACACUGCAAAGCACGGAGUUCGCUCCCACGUCCGGCCUCAUCAUCUUGUCCAACACCGUGGCUCAAGACUCAGCUCCACCACCAGCUCAGGCGCACCAGGUGUGGUGCCGAGUCCCGGCGGAGUGGGCAUCAAACACCGCAUGAAAGAGCAAGAGGAGUACAUCAGGGACUGGACAGCUCACAGCGAAGAAAUAGCCAGGUUAUUCCCCUGUGUGCGCAGGAUCAGCCAGGACCUGGCUAAGGACUUGGCCAUCUUGGCUCGUGAGAUCCAUGACGUGGCGGGUGAGAUAGAUUCAGUCAGCUCCACCGGCACCGCACCGAGUACCACCGUCAGCACAGCUGCCACCACCCCAGGCUCGGCCAUCGACACCCGGGAAGAGGUAGGCCCUGCACGUCCCAUGCAGCCGGACAUACAGGAGAGCAUGAAAAAGCUGGUGGAUCGAGUGUUUGAUGAAAGCCUCAAAUUCAGAAAGAUCCCUCCAGUUAUCCAAUCCAACAAGCCGCCAGAGAUCAACGGAAAGCCUGUGGAGCACCAACCCCGAGCUCCUGACAGCCGGGAGCCACGGGCCUUGAGGAGGCGCACCUGGAACCGAGAGGAGGCGGUGUUGGACAGCCUGCUCCUUCAUUCAGUCUCUCAGCUGUCAACCAAGAUCAGACACUCUGUUGACAGAACAGCAGGAAAGAUCAGGAUCUUGUUCAAAGACAAGGACAGAAACUGGGAUGAAAUUGAGAGUAAACUGAAGUCAGAGAGUGACGUUCCACUUCUUAAAACCUCCAACAAGGAAAUCUCUUCGAUUUUGCUUGAACUAAAGAGAGUUGAGAAACAGCUUCAAGUGAUUAACGUGAUGGUAGACCCAGAUGGGACUUUGGAUGCCUUGACCAGCCUCGGCCUGAGCAGCCCCACCACCCCGACCAAGCCCCAAACCGCCAAAUCAACGUCUCCCUCCGCUACCAGCCCAGCCAAAGAGUUGCUGCCCGAAAUCCUUCCUGGGCCUGGAGGUCCAGCAGCCUCCACCAGGGUUCAGUCCUCCACCACCAGCACAGAGGGCAGUACAAGAGAAAGCAUCGUGGGUUUGGGUCUGACAGGCGUUGGAGGGCUGCCCUUCAGUCGCAGGCGGCCGAGUGGAGAAGAGGCCAUUGCACAGAAAUGAACAGGAGGAUUCCCUGAUUAGAACUGAAUAAAGAUGAGCAUUGAUUAGUGCGUAGGUGGCUGGCUGAUGUACAGUCUUCUUUUUACCCAACAGUGACCAUUUUACUGGCUAUAAUAUCAAUAAGCAAAAUAAAUCCUGGUUAGAAAUGAAGAGAGAUUCUCUACACCUCCUGACUGAUUCAUCAAGUUUAUACCCUCAAGCAGAACCUGACCCACGAAUGAUUCAGGUAGCCUGAUAACAACAUCUCAGCCACCAGCUGCUUGCUCCCAGUAACCUACAUGACAUCCUUGUGGACUGCAGGCUACCAGUGGACAGAUUUCUGUGAGUGUACAGCCUCCUUCACUCCUCUUGCCUUCUUCAUGUGUCUGGACCCUUCCUACUCUAAGGACAUGCCUUAAAACACCUCCCCUGUAGCAGCAUCAAACCUUUUCCCCCCAAAUACUAUCCAGCACAUUUUUAUGAGUUCAUUCAAUGCAAACUGGACUGUAAAAUAAGACUUUAACAUGUUUUAGGUACACUGGUGACUGCAGAGAAUAUUCCAGCUCAGUUACGAGAAACCACCUUCAGAUGGUUUAAACCUAGAAGUACUAGAAGUACUGAGAUUAUGUCUGAAAUCAGGCAGAAUUUUAUUCAUAUAAAAAGUUCAAACCACCCAUCAACUCGUCGUGGUUUGACUCGUCUGAAUUCACUUAUCUCCUGUUUCUCUCCUUCCCUCCCUUUUUCUGUCCCAGUAGCUGGAAACAGUUUGUGUCGACAGUAGCGAUGAAAAGAAACAACUACAAGAUGGUUUUAUCCAUAAGUAUCAGCUUGGUUCAGUACUCACCAAAGUUUUUACCUCUUUAUUGAUGUGGCCAUUUUCAAACCAAUCUUUUCUGGGAAGGUAAACAUUACAGUUCAUCUCAAUGUUUUUGUUUUUUUUUGCAAUUUAUAUGUUUCUGUGUCCUUACCUACAGACUCCUCCACAUGUAUCAGUCGCCACGUAAAGAGGCGGCCAAGUAAGAGCCUUAAAAUUCAUGAAUCUUUGAUUGCAGUAGCAUAAAUUAACCCUGAAAAUCUUUUAAAAAUCUAACCUUUUAUUUGAAAAGCAAAAGAAAAAUGUUGAAUAAUAGUUUUUUUGCUAAAUCACCAGUGCUAGAAUGAGCGGCAAUUCCUAUGAAACAUUGGUACAAGACCCUGUUGCCACAUCCCGUGGGUCACAAUAAUUAUAUAAUUAUAUAAUUGUAGUAAAAGGAUCUGUAACUCAUCGUAGAACCGGGAAUUAAAACAGGAUGUGGCAUGUUUGUCUUAUUAAAAUCUUUGGGUCCAUCAUUUCAUUGCAGAAAAAUAUGGUCUAUGUGAGGUUAUGCUCCUGCAGUAGAAGGUGAAUUUAUUUUAAAGCUUUUUACUCAAUAGACGUGGAAUGUGCAGCAGAUUUAACAAGGGUCUAAUUUUCUUCCAUUUGGCUGUCUUCUACUUUGUCCUGUCACAUGUGGCUGGACUUCUACUUUAUUGAGCCGGUGCUUCAAGAAAAUAUAUAUUUAGAUACCCAUGUUAAAUUUUGUUACAAUUAGAUAAUAAUUUUCUUUGCCUCUCUAGUACAAACAUUAUCUUCAUGGGAAAAAGCUGACGGGAUUAGUUUUUAAUAAGGUGCCAUGGAAAUAACACAUAAUCACAAAAAGGCCUUUUAGUUGUUUAUUAAAAACAGAAAUUAGCUGUUUCAGACAGUUGAAGAUGUUUCUCAACAACUUGGCUGCUUUUGGAGAUACUUUGCAGAACUUUACUUAACAUUUUUCUGAACCUCUCUUCAGCUUAUAGUCUGUGUGUAGACUAGGUUAAAAUUUAAAGCAGUGUAUUAGUACUUAGAAACCUCUAACAAGUGAUUUUAGGUACUAGAAUACAUGUUUGUUUCACUCCUUCUAUAUUGUACUGUACACUGAUUUCAAAUGCCUCAAGGUGCCCAUUUUAAAUGAUAGAAGGGCAUUGAUUAAUAAAAAAAAAAGGUGCAGUUGUCUAAAAAAUGAUUUUUUUGUGCACAUCACAUCAACAAAGUGACAGAUUGUAUCAAACUAAGGAUAUCGGUCUACCUGAUAUCAGAAGUGACUGCCAAGCUUGUCUGAACCUAUUUCGUUGCCCUUUUCUCCCCUCCUAAUGUUCAGAAAAUAAAAACCCUAGGGGCUGUGAAUGCUAGGUACAUUUAGAUAUAUUUUGUAAAUGCUACUCAUGUCAUUGGAUCAGUGUUCUUUGUAAUUUUUUUUUUCUUAUUUUGUAAAGAAAAUCAUUUUAUUUAUUUUGUUUUUAUAUUAUGUGUAUGUUUUAAGCAUUUUAUAUUUGUUCAACUAUCUGCAUUCUUACUGUUAAUAAAAAAGAGAUAUUCA
This is a messenger RNA of Girardinichthys multiradiatus, 7464 nucleotides long. It is a transcript of the gene cep170aa, whose product is annotated as centrosomal protein 170Aa. NCBI's taxonomy places the organism in Eukaryota, Metazoa, Chordata, Actinopteri, Cyprinodontiformes, Goodeidae. The record is from RefSeq and is a predicted model, not a curated record. Gene Ontology annotation, cellular component: centriole. The transcript has 23 exons. The coding region runs from base 242 to 5110 and encodes 1622 amino acids. Gene Ontology annotation, molecular function: protein binding.